UCCGUAUUUUAUCAUCUAUGAUCAUGUGGAUUGAGUGUGCUUGUGGUUAAAUGAAGGUGUGUUGACAUAAGAUAUAAUAUUUCAGGUCACGUGGGUGUAAGUGUGAUUGCAGCGUGGAUUUGCUUGUAGCUGUAAUAAAUUGCGUUAUUGAAAGGUUAUUGCACAAUGGAAGAUGAAAAAGAGACAGUCAGGGUGCUGUCAAGAUUCAAGUCAGAAACCGGAGAAGAAAUGAGUAGUGUAUUGGAUCUGCCUUUGGAUGUGACUGUUGACAAACUUCAGCUAAUCUGCAACGCAUUGUUAAAACAGGAGGAGAAUCUUCCUUAUAUCUUUUUUGUAAAUGAGAAGGAGAUUAAAGGAACUUUGGAAGCCGCAUUGGACAAAGACAAGAUAAACACUGAGCAUGUAGUGGAUAUUGUGUACCAGCAGCAAGCUGUAUUUCGAGUGCGUGCUGUCACACGGUGUACGAGUUCUUUGCCGGGUCAUGCAGAAGCUGUGAUAUCAGCGAGCUUCAGUCCUGAUGGCCGCCAUCUAGCAAGUGGUUCUGGUGACACCACAGUGCGGUUCUGGGACAUAUUCACUCAGACACCGGUUUAUACGUGCCAUGGUCACAAGCACUGGGUUCUGUGCCUUGCAUGGUCACCAGAUAGCAGGCAUGUGGCUUCAGGCUGUAAGAGUGGCCACAUUAUUUUGUGGGACCCAGACAGUGGGCAGCAAGUUGGACGGACCAUGUCAGGGCACAAGAAGUGGAUCACAGCUCUCAGCUGGGAGCCAUACCACAACAACCCAGAAUGUCGCCGAAUGGCAAGUGGCUCUAAAGACGGUGACAUCAGAAUAUGGGACGUAGUUCUUGGGCAGACUGUGUUGACACUGACAGGUCAUUCUACAACUGUGACCUGUGUCAAGUGGGGUGGAGCUGGUCUUCUGUACACGGGUUCACAGGACUGCACUGUGAAAGUGUGGAGAGCAGAAGAUGGUGUGCUAUGUCGAAGUCUGGAAGGACAUGGCCACUGGGUCAAUACUCUGGCCCUGAGCACAGACUAUGUCCUGCGAACAGGACCAUCUGAUCCUGUUGCAGGACUACAUGUUGAUCACAGUAAGAAGAAGGAGCUGCAGCUGCAGGCGUUGAAGCGGUAUGACAUGGUUUGUGCUAGAGGAGAGGAGCGGCUCGUGUCUGGCUCUGAUGACUUCACUCUGUUCCUCUGGCAACCGGAAAAAGACAGGAAGCCUGUAGCACGAAUGACAGGACACCAACAACUGGUUAAUGAUGUAAAGUUCUCGGUUGACACUCGGUUGGUUGCUUCAGCCUCCUUUGACAAGUCUAUAAAAUUAUGGGAUGGCCGCACAGGAAAGUUUAUCACAUCUCUGAGGGGUCACGUGCAAGCGGUGUAUCAGAUCGCUUGGUCCCCUGACUCCAGGCUUCUGGUGAGUGGAAGUGCUGACUCUACAGUGAAAGUGUGGAACGUGAAGACAUGCAAAUUGGAAGUCGAUCUGCCUGGCCAUGCAGAUGAGGUGUUCGCUGUUGACUGGUCACCCGAUGGGUUGAGAGUUGUCAGUGCAGGCAAGGACAAGCUAUUGAAACUGUGGCAACAUUAAUUGGAAGAAAUGUUAGAUUCAGGCAGGCCCUGAUUCAUGUUUCAGUCAGAUGUUUGUACCCAUAGAAAGUAGUUUUGUGUUUUUUGUAAUAAACGCUCAGUGGUUAAACAGUUGA
Zootermopsis nevadensis is the source of this 1708-nucleotide messenger RNA. RefSeq names its product notchless protein homolog 1 (gene Nle). Gene Ontology annotation, molecular function: protein binding. Gene Ontology annotation, biological process: Notch signaling pathway; ribosomal large subunit assembly. Gene Ontology annotation, cellular component: nucleolus. Lineage: Eukaryota; Metazoa; Arthropoda; Insecta; Blattodea; Termopsidae. The record is from RefSeq and is a predicted model, not a curated record.